AUGAAGAUGAAAAAAAUCAGCAGAUUUUCUAGUUUCAUUCACAUACAGCACAUGGUUUUCUUUGAAGUCAGCAUUGGGAUCAUAGCCAACUUGAUCUUGCUUCUCUUUUGUGUCCUCAUAAUACUUCUGGAGUGCAGAGCCAAGCCUGCUGAUCUGACCAUUGGUCAUUUGGCCUUUAUUCACACAAUGUUGCUCUUAAAUAUGGUUUUCAUAGCUAUGGACAUUUUUGGAUAUCAGGAUUUGUGGGAUGACAUCACAUGUACAUCUGUUAUCUAUCUGAGUAGGUUGAUGAGGGACCUCUCCGUCUGUACCACCUGCCUGCUGAGUGUCCUCCAGGCCAUCACCCUCAGCCCCAGAAGCUCCUAUUUGGCCCAGUUCAAAUGGAAAUCCCUGCUUCAGAACCCGUGUUACUUGCUCUUUCUUUGGGUUUUCAAUAUGAUCAUUAAUGGUCGCAUGUUAAUCUCCACUGUUGCCACUCCCAAUGUGACUUCAAACAGUGUUAUGUUACUUACCACAUCCUGUUCACUUUUGCCCAUUAGUUCCUUUCUUAAGUACAUGUUUUUCUCACUUAUGACUUUCCAGCACAUAUUGUUUAUAGGACUCAUGGCAGUCUCCAGUGGGUACAUGGUGAAUCUCUUGUGCAAGCAUAAAAGGCAGUCCCAGAAUCUUCAUAGCACCAGCCUGUCUCCAAGAGCAUCUGCAGAACAAAGGGCUACCUGGACAAUUUUAUUGCUUAUGAGUUUCUUUAUUGUUAUGUACACUUUGGACUGUGUUAUUGGGUCCAUCUUUUCGAUCUUGUGGAAUAAUGACCCAUUUCAUCACUGUGUUCUGUUAUUGGUUGGCAAUGGCUAUGCCACAGUCAAUCCUUUGGUUCUCAUCAGUAGUGAAAGACGAAUGAUGAGGUGUCUCAUAUUCAUGUGGGGGAAAGAUAGUAGAUGA
Fukomys damarensis (Damara mole-rat) is the source of this 939-nucleotide messenger RNA. RefSeq names its product vomeronasal type-1 receptor 90-like. Lineage: Eukaryota; Metazoa; Chordata; Mammalia; Rodentia; Bathyergidae. Gene Ontology annotation, molecular function: pheromone receptor activity. The transcript has a single exon. Gene Ontology annotation, cellular component: membrane. Bases 1 to 939 code for a protein of 312 amino acids. The record is from RefSeq and is a predicted model, not a curated record. Gene Ontology annotation, biological process: G protein-coupled receptor signaling pathway.